Messenger RNA from Trypanosoma conorhini, 3711 nucleotides. RefSeq lists its product as uncharacterized. The coding region runs from base 1 to 3711 and encodes 1236 amino acids. Lineage: Eukaryota; Euglenozoa; Kinetoplastea; Trypanosomatida; Trypanosomatidae. Gene Ontology annotation, molecular function: protein binding. The transcript has a single exon. The record is from RefSeq and is a predicted model, not a curated record.
AUGCCUCCCAAGCUAAAGCGGCGGGUGCCGGAGGAUCCCAACAACACAUGGAAUCAUCAGCUGAUGCAGGCGUGUUUGCAGUACAGUGUGACGGAGGCGGAGGCGGUGCUGGAAAAUGGUGCAGACCCCGUGGUGGCUUGUGAGGAGGUGCCGUUCUACAAGGACCCGCUCCCGCCGCUUAUCGCGCUGCUCCUGCAAGGCCGUUACACCACCGAGUCUGUGGCCAUGAUGCAGUGGCUGCUGAACCACGGCGCCUCUGUGUCGAAGUUUUUUCCACUGCAUGGGAAGGAGUUUCAGACGAGGCCGGGUGAAACAGGGACGAUUCUGCACUUAUUUGUGGAGUUGGGGCAGCCGGCGCUCCUAAUGGAUCUACUCAUGCUGGUGGGUGAGCCGCGGCCGCCGCCGGGGUCGCUGCAGAAGCGCCUGGGACGUCCUGACCGCGCGGGUAACCCGGCGGCAUUGAUCUCCAGCGCUGGGGCGUCUGUCACGGGGCCGCCGUCGCGCGGGCGCCAGGGCAGCGUGCCGGGGGGCGCCGCAAAGCGCAGCGCCCGUGGAUCGCGCCCCACAACCUCCGUUGGCGCCACGGCGCCAACCCACGGCGUCGACACCGUCUUCCACCUGGAUGGGGCGGGGAUCGACUUUGAGGCCCGCACCUCCGUGAAUGGCUGGACCGCGAUGGAUCUCGCCCUGCGGCGCGGGGAUGCGGCGGCGGUGCAGCUCCUCCUCUACUACGGCGCGCCGGGCGUGUUUCACCGCCUUGUGAACGGCAUGCAGACCGCCCUUGCGCGUGCCUGCGCGACGGGUGACAGGGAGCUGGUGGAGCUCCUGCUGGAUGCGGGGGACGCGAUUGGGCAAAUCUCGCUGGACGGCCGCUACACGUUGAUCCACUACGCUGCGGGGCAGCCAGCCGUCCUGGAUGCGCUGCUGGCGCGCGGCCUCUCCAUCGAUGCGGUGAACGCGUUCGGCGAGACGGCGCUCGUCUCGCUCAUUUGUUACGGGCAGGGCAUGAACGGCGAGUACGCCAUCCGUGAGACCCCGCGGCAGUCCGACGCACAAAAGCUGUCGGCGCUGCCAACGCCGGCGCUGCAGAAUUAUAUUUUAACCCCCUUGCCGCCGCUUGCAGUGCCCUCCUCGCGGAUGCUGAAGUCUGUCAGUGCCACUUCGGCAGGGAUGGGGGCGGAUAUAGACUUUCCCUGCCCCCCUCCCGUCGCCGACGCGUGGUGGUACUUUGCAUCCAACUGCAAUGCGUGGGUGAUGAUACAGAACUUGUGCGAGCGUGGCGCAGACGUGCACGGCGAUGCACCGCGGGAGGAGUUGCGGAAGGUAGAAAAACGGGCAGAAAUGAACAAGUACAGGGAAGCUGUGGUGCCAUCGCACCUGCCGCCUGCCUCCUCCUCAGUUAGCUACAGUCGGUUGGCAUCGGAGCAGAGCGACAGCCUGGAGCCCAUGCAUGUCAGCGUGAGCCUGGAGGGCGCGAGUGCCCUUGACGUGCACGCGGGAGGCGGCGUGGCCGCCGAGAAGGACGCGACGCUGCCCAGCAUGCCGUUUGUCACACACUUGACCCCGUUGAUGCACGCCAUUGUGGCGUACCACCCGGAGCUGAUUCGACGCCUCGCGGUCGAAUACCACGCGGAUCCAAUGGUGGAGGAUGCGAAGGGAGCCUGCGCGCUACACUACGCCGCCGUCGCACGGCACCCAAGUGUGAUGGAGCUACUCAUCUCCCCGCUGGUGCUCCCCACCCACGCAAACUUUGACAUUAAUGUGCAGGACUGCCUGGGGCGGACGCCGCUGCACUACGCCGUGAUGCACGGCAACAGCGGGGUGGUGCGGGCGCUGCUAAACACCUGCACUUCCCUGAAUGCCGGAAAGACGGACUACGCGGGGCGCACCGCCCUGCACCUCGCCGUCCUGGCCGGCGAGGCCCAAAUCUUGGAGCUCCUCCUGAAACACGGCGAGAGCGUCGCGACGGAGACGCAGAGUACGACCUCGGCGCCCUCCACCCGCAAGAAGUCCUCCAUUGCGCGGAGAAAGGCCCGACCGACGGCGGUGGGCGAAUUCCACGCCGUCGAGCCCACCGCGGUGAUCGACGUGGAGGCGGAGGACUCGUUGGCCAGCCAGACGGCGCUGGAAAUGGCGGUCUGCACCACCCGCGACGCGGCGAUUGCGCGUCUGCUGCUGACGAUUGGGUAUGCCUCCGUGCGACACCCCAGCGGGCUGCCACUGGGUGGCUCGCUGCUGCACCGCGCCGUGGUCGAUGGCUCGAUGGAAAUCAUGCUGCUGCUGCUGGACAACUUCUCCGACCCCAACGAAACGGACAACCUGGAGCAGACCCCGCUGCACCUUGCGGCGCAGUCGACGCUGCCGCAGGCGUGCGACAUGGUGCGUGAGCUCCUGCGCUUCGGGGCGGCGCCGGAGGCGCGGAGCGGGUGCACGCUAGACACCCCCAUCCUCAUCGCCGCGCGUCGCGGGGAGGCGGAGAUGCUGCACCUCCUGCUGCAUCAGCAGGAGGAGUUUGUCUACGGCAGGAGCCUACACUCGCACGGGACGAGGGGGUUGCAGCGGGAUCGCUCGCGGCACGCCGCACGGGGUCGGCAGACAAACAACUCCUCGUCCCUGCCAAGCCGCCGCAGUGGCCGGCAGAAGCAGCCCUCACCCAUGCAGUCGUCGCAGCGGCGCGGUCGUCAAAAGCAGCAGCACUCGCCUGGGAACAACGGCUCCAUCCUCUCCGAGGGAAACGAGAACUCCAGCCUCGACGCUGCCGGCGCCGGCGCCGGCGCCGGCGGCAACGACAGCGUGGACCCCCGACAGCGGGGCUCGAACAACAUUCCGGGGGCGACGCCUUCUGGCGGCGCCACCACCGCCUCGGUGGAGGGCGGCAACUUCUCUGGCACGAGUGUGGAGUUGCCCGUGAAGAAGCUCUCGCUGAGUCCACAGCACCUGUUGCUCACCGACGGUCAGGUGCGGACGGCGCUGCACCAUCUGUGCUCCCACAGUGAGGCGGCAACGCAGGCCGCACUGUUGCCGGUUAUCCGCGAGGUGCUUGGGUGUGCGCUGGGGCCGACCCUGGCUCUGCAGGUGGACGCCGACGGUCGACUGCCGCUUCACAACGCCUGUGCCGCCGGCUACGUUGAGGCGGUGCGCGAGCUGCUCAGGCGCGACGACGGAAGCGGUGCCUUCUUCCUGGACGCGCGUGGGUGUCUCCCGCUGCACUACGCCGUGCUGGCCAACCACGCCCCCAGCCUACUGAACCUUGUGCAGUGUGUCGGGGGGUGGCUGCCCUGCGUGCUUAAGGGCGGCGCGGCGGCGGUGGACGACGGUCACCUGGUCCCCAUCACCGAUCGCCUCCUGCGGCAGCAAACCCAUCCACAGCAGUCGGAGUAUGACGAGGUUGAGGGGCAGCCGCCGCCCUACCCACGCCGCUGCGGCGUGAACCCGCUGCGUGCGGAUGGGCGCCGCAACACCACGAUCCGCACGGUCUGGGAGUACCUGAACGUCCAUGAUGGCAUGGGCCGCACGCCCCUGUUGCUCGCGGCCGAGUUGGGCCAUCUGCAGGCCAGCAAGGCUCUGAUGUCUUUACUGCUGAUGCACACCAAGUCACGGCGUCCGCACCUGGAGCAGGCCACCUCCCCGUGCAACGCCACAAUGCCGCUGGUUGUGUUUCGCGAGGUCGUGGAUAGCUCCUCCUCCUCGCUGGGGGUGCCGGCGUCCUGA